AUGAGAACCAUAACACCGUAUCUUUCCUCUUUCCUAUUACGUGUGGUGACAACCUCCCAGUCCCUGCCACUUAAUCUAUCUAGAAUGAGAACCAUAACUUACCGUAUCUUUCCUCUUUCCUAUUACAAUGAGAACCAUUUCCUCUCUUUCCUAUUACGUGUGGUGACAACCUCCCAGUCCCUGCCGCUUAAUCUAUCUAGAAUGAGAACCAUAACUUACCGUAUCUUUCCUCUUUCCUAUUACGUUCCCCUCUUUCUAUCUAGAAUGAGAACCAUAAUCACCGUAUUUUCCUCUUUAUUACGUGUGGUGACAACCUCCCAGUCCCUGCCGCUUAAUCUAUCUAGAAUGAGAACCAUAACUUACAUCAGAUCUUUCCUCUUUCCUAUUACGUAUCUUUCUUUUCCUAUUACGUGUGUGGUGACAACCUCCCAGUCCCUGCCGCUUAAUCUAUCUAGAAUGAGAACCAUAACUUACCGUAUCUUUCCUCUUUCCUAUUACUCCCUGCCGCUUAAUCUAUCUAGAAUGAGAACCUCAGAUUUCCUCUUUCCUAUUACGUGUGGUGACAACUCCUUCCAGUCGCUGCCGCUUAAUCUAUCUAGAAUGAGAACCAUAACUUACCCGUAUUUUCCCUUUUCCUAUUACUCCCUGCCGCUUAAUCUAUCUAGAAUGAGAACCAUAACUUACCGUCUCUUUCCUCUUUUCCUAUUACACUCCUUACACACUCUCUCUCUAUUCCUUUCCCUUUUCUUGCCUCCUUACACUCUCUCUCUAUUCCUUUCCCUUUUCUUGCCUCCUUACACUCUCUCUCUGUUCCUUUCCCUCUUCUUGCCACCUUACACACUCUCUCUGUUCCUUUCCCUCUUCUUGCCUCCUUACACUCUCUCUCUAUUCCUUUCCCUCUUCUUGCCUCCUUCUCUGUUUCCUCUUUUCUCUCUAUUCCUUUCCCUCUUCUUGCCUCCUUACACUCUCACUGUUCCUUUCCCUUUCUUGUCUCCUUACACACUCUCUCUGUUCCUUUCCCUUUUCUUGCCUCCUUACACUCUCUCUGUUCCUUUCCCUUUUCUUGCUUCCUUACACUGUCUCUGUUCCUAUCCCUUUCUUGCCUCCUUACACACUCUCUGUUCCUUUCCCUUUUCUUGCCUCCUUACACUCUCUCUCUGUUCCUUUCCCCUUUUCUUCCUUUCCCCUCCUUACACACUCUCUCUGUUCCUUUCCCUUUUCUUGCCUCCUUACACACACUCUCUAUUCCUUUCCCUUUUCUUGCCUCCUUACACACUCUCUCUGUUCCAUUCCCUUUUCUUGCCUCCUUACACACACUCUCUGUUCCUUUCCCUUUUCUUGCCACCUUACCCCACUCUCUCUCUGUUCCAUUCCCUUUUCUUGCCUCCUUACACACACCUCUGUUCCUUCCCUUUUUCUUGCCACCUUACACUCUCUCUCUGUUCCUUUCCCUUUUUCUUGCCACCUUACACCUCUCUCUCUGUUCCUUUUCCUUUUCUUGCCUCCUUACACUCUCUCUGUUCCAUUCCCUUUUCUUGCCUCCCACACACUCUCUCUGUUCCAUUCCCUUUUCUUGCCUCCUUACACACUCUCUCUGUUCCUUUCCCUUUUCUUGCCACCCACACUCUCUCUGUUCCUUUCCUUUUCUUGCCACCCACACACUCUCUCUCUGUUCCUUUCCCUUUUCUUGCCUCCUUACACACACUCUCUGUUCCUUUCCCUUUUCUUGCCUCCUUACACACUCUCUCUGUUCCUUUCCCUUUUCUUGCCUCCUUACACACUCUCUCUGUUCCUUUCCCUUUUCUUGCCUCCUUACACAUUCUCUGCGUUCCAUUCCCUUUUCUUGCCACCUUACACUCUCUCUCUGUUCCUUUCCCUUUUCUUGCCUCCUUACACACUCUCUCUGUUCCUUUCCCUUUUCUUGCCUCCUUACACACUCUCUCUGUUCCUUUCCCUUUUCUUGCCACCUUACACUCUCUCUGUUCCUUUCCCUUUUCUUGCCUCCUUACACACUCUCUCUGUUCCUUUCCCUUUUCUUGCCACCUUACACACUCUCUCUGUUCCUUUCCCUUUUCUUGCCUCCUUACACACACUCUCUGUUCCUUUCCCUUUUCUUGCCUCCUUACACACUCUCUCUCUGUUCCUUUCCCUUUUCUUGCCUCCUUACACACUCUCUCUGUUCCUUUCCCUUUUCUUGCCUCCUUACACACUCUCUCUGUUCCUUUCCCUUUUCUUGCCUCCUUACACACUCUCUCUGUUCCUUUCCCUUUUCGAGCCUCCUUACACACUCUCUGCAUUCCAUUCCCUUUUCUUGCCUCCUUACACACUCUCUCUGUUCCUUUCCCUUUUCUUGCCACCUUACACACUCUCUCUGUUCCUUUCUCUUUUCUUGCCUCCUUACACUCUCUCUCUAUUCCUUUCCCUUUUCUUGCCUCCUUACACUCUCUCUCUGUUCCUUUCCCUUUUCUUUAUAUCUCUUUUCAGCGCUGA
Messenger RNA from Acanthosepion pharaonis, 2490 nucleotides. Lineage: Eukaryota; Metazoa; Mollusca; Cephalopoda; Sepiida; Sepiidae. The record is from the annotation of a GenBank genome assembly.